GUUUAUAAAUACUGUUUAUUACACACAUAACAGUAUAAUUUGUGAUAUGGAAACGAUUAAAACAUAACUUUGGAUAUAUUGCUGUGAUUGUAAUAUAACCUUGUGAAUAUUGGCUGAGUGGUAUGGAUUGCAAUAUUCCUUACAAUAGAUUAAGAAUGUCUAACAUAAACUACACUACCCGUACUGAAGGGCAAACCAAAAUCAAUACAAUAAUAUGGACUGUGCCAAAUUUCAUUAAUCUGUUAGAAAAUAAAUCCACUAGAGAGUUUCGUACAGAAAAACCAAAAGAUCCCAACACAGAAAUAAGUGAUUGUAGGUUUCAAUUAAAAAUGCAAUUCUUGGGAAGAGAUAAUGAUAUAAUAGAAAUAUAUUACCUAUCUUCGACGCCAGUGUUUCUCAAAUCUAUAUUGACUAUAUGUCUGAAACGUUUUGAGGAACGUUCGAUCGUUAUAAAAGAGUAUCAUACUGUUCAAGCAAACAAGUGGCAGUACUUGGCCACUUUAUUCAAACGCGAUAUAGCGAGUUACGAGGGCCGUGAUAUAUUUCUUCUCAGUGAUGGUAGCUUGCGUCUUAAAUUCCAGUUUAUGGUCACAAAUGACAUUAAAGUUGAUAGAACGAAUGUACCUGAAGCCCAAUUGAGUAAUGACUUUGAAGAUCUUUUGAAUAAUGGUCUAUUUUCUGAUGUAACCAUGAAAUGUGCUGAAGGUGUUGAAUAUAAGGUACACAAAGCAGUACUGGCAAGCAGAAGUGCUGUACUGAAGGCACACUUUGAGCAUAAUACUGUGGAAUGCAUAACAAAUAUUGUAGAAUCACCGCUAGACUCUGAUGUGUUGCGGGAGGUCUUGAUGUUUAUAUACAGUGAUAAAGCUCCACGGGUGGAUGAAAUACCAGAGAAACUUUUAGCAGCCUCAGAUUACUAUCAACUGAGUAGACUGAAGAGCUUGUGUGAGGAAGCAUUGCAUAAGAAAUUGACAGUGGACAAUGCUAUUGAGACACUUCAACUAGCCGACUUGCAUUCUGCCAAGGCUCUCAAACAGUCAACAUUGGAAUUUAUAAAGGAUGGCCAAGCCAAGCUUAUAACCAAAACAAAGGGAUGGGCUGAUGUACAAUCUGUGGAUUUGAUCAAAAGAAUUUAUGAGUACAUAAUGGCAGAUGAACUAGAUCCAGAUUUGAAAUAGGUAGCCCUUUAUUUUAUCAGAACAUGUAUUUAUUUUAAAAA
Molecule: messenger RNA, 1219 nt
Organism: Achroia grisella
Lineage: Eukaryota; Metazoa; Arthropoda; Insecta; Lepidoptera; Pyralidae
Product: speckle-type POZ protein-like
Exons: 1
Coding region: 123-1178 (351 amino acids)
Biological process (GO): regulation of proteolysis; proteasome-mediated ubiquitin-dependent protein catabolic process
Cellular component (GO): cytoplasm; nucleus
Molecular function (GO): ubiquitin protein ligase binding
Source: RefSeq, a predicted model, not a curated record